Dromiciops gliroides (monito del monte) is the source of this 3707-nucleotide messenger RNA. RefSeq names its product RAB26, member RAS oncogene family (gene RAB26). Gene Ontology annotation, molecular function: GTP binding; GTPase activity. The transcript is spliced from 9 exons. Gene Ontology annotation, cellular component: endosome; Golgi apparatus. Bases 210 to 950 code for a protein of 246 amino acids. The record is from RefSeq and is a predicted model, not a curated record. NCBI's taxonomy places the organism in Eukaryota, Metazoa, Chordata, Mammalia, Microbiotheria, Microbiotheriidae.
GCUGGGCUAGGCUCGGCUGGGCUCUGGGCGGGGCCGGGCUGGGGAUGCGCUGUGCUGCGCUGGGCACUGCGCCGCCGCCGGGCUGAGGAUGCUGGCGCUGCCGCGGAGCGCUCGCCGCCGUCUGGGGAACAGAGCAGCCCGAGCCCAAGUCCGAGCGCAGUGAACAUCGUGCCUCGGGACCCCUAGGACCCCAGGCCCCCUGACCCACGAUGUCCAGGAAAAAGACCCCUAAGAGUAAGGCGGGGAGUACGCCCGCCUCUUCUCUGCCCACAGCCAAGGAGAACGGGCCGGUGGGCUCUGGAGGGGGCGGCCCUAGCCCGGGCCCUGGCCCUGCCCCCGAGGCACCAAGGAACGGGCUUCUGCUGCCAGGCCGCCCGUCCCUUAGCAGCAGCGGUGAUUUCUACGACGUUGCCUUCAAGGUGAUGCUGGUAGGAGACUCAGGCGUGGGGAAAACCUGUCUGCUGGUUCGAUUCAAGGAUGGUGCCUUCCUGGCUGGGACUUUCAUUUCCACCGUGGGCAUAGACUUCAGGAAUAAAGUCUUGAACGUGGAUGGUGUGAAAGUAAAGCUGCAGAUCUGGGACACCGCUGGACAGGAGCGGUUCAGAAGUGUGACCCACGCCUAUUACCGGGAUGCACACGCUCUCCUGUUGCUUUAUGAUGUCACCAACAGAGCAUCCUUUGACAACAUCCAAGCCUGGCUGACUGAGAUCCAUGAAUAUGCACAAAAAGAUGUGGUGCUCAUGCUGUUGGGAAACAAGGUGGACUCUACCCAGGAGCGAAUGGUAAAAAGGGAAGAUGGGGAGAAGCUGGCCAAGGCCCCCAGGAUUAUGCAGGAGGGCCUGCUCGAUGCUCAGCUCCCCUCCAGCUGGAAAGCAUGUUUUACAGGAGUAUGGGGUGCCCUUCAUGGAGACCAGCGCCAAGACAGGCCUGAAUGUGGAUUUGGCCUUUAAGGCCAUUGCAAAGGAGCUGAAGCAUAGGUCCAUGAAGUUGCCGAGUGAACCCAAAUUCAAGCUGCAUGACUAUGUGAAGAGAGAAGUCCGAGGCUCAGGCUGUUGCCGCCCCUGACCUAGAGUUCCCAGAGCCUGCUAGCCCUGCCUAGGGACAGGUGACUGUGCUCCAAUGCAUUUUGUGAGCCACUUUUCUUGUGGACAGUAUGUGCAUGUCUGUUGUGUGUCACUCUUUGUAAAGGUGAAAGAAGGGAGGUGCAGAGAGGACAGCAAAUGGGGUGGGAGAAACAAUUCUCCUAGGGGGAAGUGAAUGGUGAUGGGCAUUUACUUUGAAGCAGCAAGGUUCUAGACCUCUCUGGAAGCAUGGAGCUGGGAUAGCCAGCUCCACACUCAGUUCCUGGAAUCAAGGUUCAGUAACUUCUCUUUUUGACUGGUCAGGACACUCAUUCCCUGGCUCUGUAAGGUAAUGAUGACAAGGGCACUGAACCUCGUCAGUCUUGGAUGUUCAAUGUGGCAUGUUCCCUUCACAAAGCAUCUCACUUGACUAAACAAGUUUUGCCAAAGUUGUUUACAGACAGGAAGAAGAGAAGGGUCAGACCCUUCAAAAGGACAUGCCUUUGUCCUUGUUUGGCUGCUCACUGUAGGUGACCUGCCUUUCCAGGAAGAAAAUGCUGGAUUUUAUUGUAAUCUUAACCAAUCUGUUGGUUUUCCCACAUGCUAACUCACUGGCUUUAGGUGAACUUCAGUUUCACCCAACCUGCAUGCAGAAAACCAACUUGAAGGACCAUUUCCAUAGUAACAGGGCCUCGCCUCCACGCGUUUUUGCUGCUUCUCUUCCUUAUUGCCCUUAAGUGUAUGGUUGAUAUCCUGUCCGUUUGAUUUCUCAAGGUUUCUUUAGAUAUCCCUCCUUUACAUAAAGCCAUCUAUUCCUGAAGCUAGAGUAUAAAGAGAAAGGUUGUGGUUUCCCCAAAUUUCAGUUGGAAUGGGCAAUCAUGGAAGAGUCUUAAGGGUUGCUCUCGUUAUCAGAAAACAAAAAGCCGAAGAUGAGUUUCACACUCAUCUACUGCUGAACUAGUUCACAAGGCAAGGUUAUAUUUCCGCACUACCAAGGUACCUAGGAUUAAAACUCAAGCGGAACUUUCAAGAAGACAGGUUACACAUAAGGUAGGCCUUUAGUAUUUUGAUGGCAAAAGCCAAUCAAAAGAUAGGGACCACAGAAACUAUUCCAAGGACUGUUUUUUAACCUGCCGGGGGUGGGGAGGAAGAAGGCUAAUAGUUUCUCAGUCUCAUCAAGAUAAACAGUUUAAUAAUUCUGUCCCAAGAGGAAUUAGCAACACUAGUAUUUCAGUGUUAUUUCCCUCCCUCCUUGUAGCUGGUGUCACUUUAGAGCCCUACUCUGCCGACCAAAUGGGAUUCUAGCUUUGUAUUUAGAGGGCCUAUUGUGUUCCUGGACCUGCAUCCUUUGGACCCAUUAGAUUGUGAGCUCAUUGAGGGUAGGGACCAUCUUUUGCCUUUUUGUAUCCAGUGCUUAGCACAGUGCCUGGCACAUCGUGGGCAAUUAACAAUUUUUGACUGACAAUAACCUGUACUGCCCUGGAUGCUGCUGUCUGGCUGAAAGCUGGAAUAGAGGGUCAAAGUCCAGUCUGAGUACGCCAACCUCCAGUCUUGCUUCCUAAGAGCAUUAAGUGCACACAAGAUUUGCUUUUAUCCUCUUUACUCCUUGGGAGGGUGAUAACCUCUUAAAAAUAAUUUAAAACCCAGGUACACAUUAUGAAGAUAAUCCACAUGGUAGUACUUUAAGGUCUUUUCCUAUUACAAACUGGAAAAUGGCCUCUUUUUUGUGUUCUUCUCAUAUAGGAUAGUCAUGGAUAAAACCGAUCCCUUACAAACAUAUAGCUUUUAACAGUUUCCAAGUGCAUUCCUGUCAUCUGUCAAGUCUUUCAAUAACCCUGAAGUAGGCAGGGUUCCCCAUUUUAUGGGUGAUAAAACAUUCCUAUUACCCCAAAUGGUUACACAGCUGGCCCUCAAACCAAGCCUCCCAAUACCCCCUCUAACACGAAACCUGUUUUAACUGGGCUCGGCCACAAGGCUAUUUUCCCCCCUUAAAAAAUAGUCCUUCAGCGUGCAUCCCAGUUGAGAUAAGCUGAAAAACAAAACCCCAUUUCCAUUGUCUUAAACCAAACCACUGGUGGGGCUUGGAAAUAAAUGAUAGUGGAGUGGGGCAGGGCGGUAUAGAGAAUGCUAUCAAAGCACAUCUAGAGGGCCCCUAUACACCAGCAAACUCCCCAUGUGGAGACCAAGUAAAAUAUUUUACAGGGAAUUAUGAAACACUUCUCAAAAUUUACCAAGUCUUAUUUGACAAACUGGCUGAAAAUGUGGGCUCUGAUCAACAAGUUUCAGGGGCUCACCAAAAAAAGGUCCAGAACAGUAAUUGUAACAAGGUCUUGAAUCAUUAAAUCAAGUCAUCUUGAUGGCAGCAGUAUAACUACUGAAUUCUGCAAUGGAGCGUACACAGUAUAUAAAAUACUGCAUCCCAAUCAGGAAAGUAGACUUAAGGAGGUCCAGUGUCUAUAGCCCUGAAUUCAGUGGUUAUACUGUAUUAAGUCUGAUAAGCUUUUUAUAUCACAAAGUGCUGCUGAAACAAGACUAAGUUACUCUGACCUUGUACAAACAUCUUUCUCGUUGGCCCUUCUAUUCGUGGCUGUUAUGUUCUACAAUGCUGUCAAUAAAGUCUGUUGGUUUUUUAAAGUAGUGUUGUUU